This is a messenger RNA of Anolis sagrei ordinatus, 1545 nucleotides long. RefSeq names its product crystallin zeta like 1 (gene CRYZL1). Lineage: Eukaryota; Metazoa; Chordata; Lepidosauria; Squamata; Anolidae. Gene Ontology annotation, molecular function: oxidoreductase activity. The record is from RefSeq and is a predicted model, not a curated record.
UGGGCUUCUGGGGGGCGCUGGGCUUCCAGGUUCUUCCGAGCGGGGUUUGCGCUCCCGCGAGAUCCAGAGGGGCCUGGAAAAGUGCUUUACCUAUGCUGGAAACCGCCCUGAGUCCUCACGGGGAGAUAGAGUGGUAUACAAAUAAAACAACUAUGAAGGGAUUAUAUUGGAAACAAAAUUCAUCUGGAGAAGAAACACAUUUUGUUUUCUUAGAAAAGGAUAACCUUCCUGUUGUGAAAGACAACUAUGUGAAAAUGCGAGUUAAAGCUUGUGCUCUUAGCCGGAUUGACACCAAGCUUUUGUCAGAUAUCAAGCUGGAAAAGGAAUUCCUGCCCGUCGGGAGGGAAGUUGCUGGUAUUGUGUUGGAAAUUGGAAAUAAAGUAUCCUCUUUCCAGCCCCAAGAUGAGGUAGUUGGAAUUUUACCACUGGAUUCUGAAGAGUCUGGUUUGUGUGAAGUUAUUCUCAUUCAUGAACACUAUCUAGCUCAUAAACCAGAAAAGAUCUCCUGGACUGAAGCAGCAGCGACUCUUCGUGAUGGUGUCCGUGCAUACACAAGUCUACAUUAUCUUUCCUACGUGUCUACAGGCAAAACUCUGCUAGUAAUGGAUGGAGCCAGUCCAUUUGGGACAAUAGCUAUUCAGUUAGCACAACACAGAGGAGCCAAAGUCAUUGCUACAGUGAACAGUCUUGAAGACAAACAAUAUCUUCAGAGGCUUACACCUUCUGUAGCUCGUAUUAUAGAUGAAUCAAAUGGAAAGUAUGACCUGACAGAAAGUUGUCUAGAAGAAACUGGUGGAUUGGGAGUUGACAUCAUCCUUGAUGCAGGAGUGAGAUUACACAAUAAGGAAGAUAAAGUAGCUUCACAAAAAAUAUUGCCGCACAAACAUGACAUCAUUACACUACUGAGUGUUGGAGGUCACUGGGUUACGAUGGAAGAAAAUCUUCAGUUGGAUCCUCCAGAUUGCCGAUGUCUUUUCCUCAAAGGUGCUUCGGUCUCUUUUCUAAACGAUGAAGUGUGGAAUUUGUCAAAUAUGCAACAAGGGAAGUAUCUCUGCAUUUUGGAAGAUAUAAUGGAAAAGUUGUCAAGUGGCAUUUUUAGGCCGCUGUUGGAUGAGCCAAUCCCAUUAUAUGAAGCUAAAGUUUCUAUGGAAAUGGUACAGAAGAAUCAAGCAAGAAAAAGACAAGUUGUCCAAUUGUGAAGCUUUUAAGAUAGUAUAAUUGUCUAUUAAACAAUGUUGUUUAGUGAAUUUUAACUAAACUUUUAGUUAGCAAUUGAAAGAUCCUUUAAAGUUUUGAUGAAAAAAAUGAAGUUUCUUAUCAGAGCGUUAAUGUUUCUGUUGCCAUAUCUAACAGCAAAUUUCUAUUAGGAAUCAUGAUACAGUUCCCCGUGUUUGUCUUCACAUUUUCUUUCUCUCUUUUUGAAACUCUUGUACAUAAAAAGGCAACAUCUGCUUUUCUCUACUGUAUUAUUUCUAUACAGUGUUUUUGUUUGUUUAUGUGGGAUUUCAGUACAAGAGGGAAUAAAACCCUAUUAAAAUUGUGAAA